Molecule: messenger RNA, 3611 nt
Organism: Mesocricetus auratus (golden hamster)
Lineage: Eukaryota; Metazoa; Chordata; Mammalia; Rodentia; Cricetidae
Gene: Nipa2
Product: NIPA magnesium transporter 2
Exons: 7
Coding region: 731-1807 (358 amino acids)
Biological process (GO): magnesium ion transport
Cellular component (GO): membrane
Molecular function (GO): magnesium ion transmembrane transporter activity
Source: RefSeq, a predicted model, not a curated record
GGGAUGCGCGGGCUCCCCGCGGGACGUCGGCGGGAGGCGGUGGCUCGCUUUUCCCUCCCCCGGUGACCCGCCGUGGAGGAAGUCCCCCUCCCCCCACAUAUACACGGUGAAGUCGGGUUGCCGUGCCGUCCGGCGGAAGUCCGGCCGGUUGGCCCGUCCGGGUGGGUCGCGCGCUCCGAGCGCUCGCCCGCUCAAGUUCUGCGUCUCGUCCGUUCUGUUUUGCCUUCCGUGAGGUUUUUAGAAGACGUUUUUGAUGAUCGCGAUCGCUUUUUUUUUGUUUUGUUUUAAUCCCGCAGCACUUGAAGAAGCUCGAGUGGGACCGCGCGCCUCCUGUCGUUUCUUUGCCAGGGAGGAAAUGUCAAGACCUUUAGUCUAGGACCGUGUUUUUUUUUUUUUUUUUUAAUUAAAGCCCGGUCCCUGGAGAUCCCGUGUCAUGUGCCCCUUCGGUACCGUAAAGUUGGAAGAGGGACCCCGAGAAGCAGAGGUCUUUUCGCUUAGUCAGCCGUGGUUUUUAUGGGAGGAACCACUCUGCCACGGUUAAAUACUUUAGAUGGGAAUAAAGGAUAUAGCGUUUCCGAGAAGAUGAGAAUGAAUGAAGCGUCUCUGCUCCUGAAAAGAAAGACCCUAUUACACUUACAUAUUUGAAGACUGUAUCAUCCUGCUCUCCAGUAUAAACAGUUUCUCUGUUCUGUGAUCAAUGUCACUCACAGGAACUUAAGUAACAAACGAAAUGAGCCUGGGGCGUGGAAAAUAUGACUUUUAUAUUGGUCUGGGGUUGGCUAUGACCUCCAGCAUUUUCAUUGGAGGGAGUUUCAUUUUGAAAAAAAAAGGCCUUUUGCGACUUGCCAGAAAAGGCUCCAUGAGAGCAGGUCAAGGCGGCCAUGCAUACCUUAAAGAGUGGCUGUGGUGGGCUGGACUGCUGUCAAUGGGAGCUGGGGAAGUGGCCAACUUUGCUGCGUACGCCUUUGCUCCAGCCACACUGGUGACUCCGCUGGGUGCUCUCAGUGUUCUUGUAAGUGCCAUUCUGUCUUCAUACUUCCUAAAUGAAAGACUUAAUCUUCAUGGGAAAAUUGGGUGUUUGCUAAGUAUUCUAGGGUCUACAGUUAUGGUCAUUCAUGCUCCAAAGGAGGAGGAAAUUGAGACCUUAAAUGAAAUGUCACAUAAGUUAGGUGAUCCAGGUUUUGUUGUCUUUGCAACAUUUGUGGUCAUUGUGGCCUUGAUAUUCAUCUUUGUGGUAGGACCUCGACACGGACAGACAAACAUUCUUGUGUAUAUAACAAUCUGCUCUAUGAUUGGAGCAUUCUCAGUCUCCUGUGUGAAGGGUUUGGGCAUCACCAUCAAGGAGUUGUUGGCUGGAAAGCCUGUUCUGCAGCAUCCCCUGGCCUGGAUUCUGCUGCUUAGCCUUGUGGUCUGUGUGAGUACACAGAUUAAUUACCUAAACCGGGCUCUGGACAUUUUCAACACUUCCAUUGUGACUCCAAUAUAUUAUGUGUUCUUUACAACUUCAGUUCUGACUUGUUCAGCUAUUCUUUUCAAAGAAUGGCAAGAUAUGCCUGUUGAUGAUGUCAUUGGGACUUUGAGUGGCUUCUUCACAAUCAUUGUGGGGAUAUUUUUGUUGCAUGCCUUUAAAGAUGUCAGUUUUAGUUUAGCAAGCCUGCCUGUAUCUUUUCGAAAAGAUGAAAAAACAAUGAAUGGCAGUCUUUCUAAUGUCUAUGAAGUUCUUAAUAACGAAGAAGGCUUACCCUGUGGAAUUGAAUAUACCGGUGAUAACAUCUCCCGUAGAAAUGGAAAUCUGACAUCUUUUUAAGGAUAUGAUUGAAAACCUCUAAUUGUUAUAGUGAUUUUUGAGUAUCAGAAUGUAUCUGAAAAACAAAAACUGUCCUCAAAUAAUGUCCUCUGAAGACAAUCUUUUUUAAGUUUUCACUAAUUUGGAUCAAGAAAUUACUUUUCUUAUAUUUAAACAAUGGUAGCUCACUAAAAUGACCUCAGUACAUGGCUAAUUUCUAUUAACAUUGUAUUAUUGUAAAGGUAUUUUACAUUUUUAGUCAUUCUCCAGAAAUCUAAAUGCACUAAUGACAAUUUUAAGCCUAUAAGCCUAUAAAAAUGUUUUAUUUUUUUCAUUGGUGAUGAACAUUAAAAUGUAUGUUUGUGAUCCCCAUCCCGUCAAUCCCUCACCAUACCAAUGUUUUUGAUUAUAAAUAUAUGUGUGUGUGGUUCCAAGGAAACAAUUCUCAGGCGGUGAUUUGUUACCCAGACAUCUGGUUUCCCAUUAGAAUUUGAUGGCCUCCUUUGGAAAGCACCACUGUGCUAUAAGUUAGUGCUUCCUGUGUCCAUAGUGACUAGAGGUCUGUGUCAUCAUAUGUGAGCUCUUGGACCUUUUGGUAUGUAUGUGUUCAUGAUGGACUGUGUUGUCGUUCGGCCCUUUUAACAACUCUGGGAUGUCAAAGAAGACUCAUGCAGUUUCUUUCUUCUUUUGGUUUUUCGAGACAGGGUUUCUGUGUGUACUCUGUAGGCCACGGUAGCCUGUCUCAGAGACCUGCCUGCCUCUGCCUCACAAGUGCUGGGAUUAAAGGUGAGCACCGCCGCCGCCCGGCUCAUGCAGCUUCCUAAAUUCAGAAACUCAUGCUUGGAUAAAAUGGCAAGUGGUAACAAGGUCCUUAUUCUGAUUCCAAAUGCUUAGAUUUAAGAUGUUUGUAAAAUAUGGUCUUUUAUUUUGCUUAAGAGUUUAAACCUUACACAUUUUGGUUUUUUAGAAACUGUGAAGAAUGUUCAUAGAAAGAUGAGAACAAGCAGGCCAAUGUAAGGAGCACUUUGAGCUUCAGACCUGCCCGUUUCUUAGUCGUGUACUGGCCAAACAAGCAAACACCUUCCCUCCAGACUACCCCACUGACAGGAAGAACUGAACCUAGGGCCUGUGCUUGUUUUCUGUUCUAACCACGACUGCGUAGUGGCAUAGUCCUAACCACGACUGCGUAGUGGCAUAGUCCCAGUUUUGUGAAAUCUUCAUUUCGGGGGAUGCGGGUGUGUGGGGCAGCCUUGUUUUACUGUUGCCACUCUGAGGAGCUCUUGCUUUUUUUUUUUCUUUCCUUCUUUUCCUCAGCUGCCACCUUUUGUGUAACUCCCUAUUGGCCAUCUGGGUGUCAAUCAAAGGACCUAGUACAUUAUACGCAAAUGUUCUUAAAUUGAGCUACAUUUCCACCUUUCCUAUGUAACUUCAAUACCAGAGAUAAUAGUUUCCCCUCCCCCAGACUUACUGUAAGUCUGUUUAUGUACUGUUUUAUUUUGCACAUGUAAAAAAGCCAAUGUUCAUUCCCUUGGGGAUGAAAAGUUUCCUCAUUGAGAAUGAAUGUGUUGUACGUAGAACACUUUAUACGUACGUAAUCUUGUACACAAGCAUUUAUUUGGGCUAUCAUUUGGUAAUAUAGUCAUUAACUCUUAAAAUCUAUACUUCAUAGAGUGAGUACAGAUGCCAUUACGACUUCAUAUCAACAAAGAUAUUUUAGGUAACUUUUUGAUAAUAGGCUUGUUAGAGAUGUAACUCAGGUUUACAGUACAGCGGAAUAGUACCUGUGUUUUAUUUUCUGUGUAAAAUAAAGCUCAAAGCUUUUGGA